AUGAUUCGAACUGACGAUCCUUUCAUACCUGUUCUCCGACGAUUUUUGGAAUCAGGUUACGAGCCUUUCACAUCAUAUAGCUCCUAUAAUCCUGAUCCCGAGCAUCCUCUCAUAUUCCAUGACAGACAUAUCGCUUCUGCUCUGCUGCUAAAAACCGUCAAGCAUGCGCCUUGGAUUACGAAAGAGCUUUCCAGUCUUUGCGAGGACACCAUCAAAAACUUCACUGCGGCAGGGCACAAAUUUAUUGAAAAUCGCAACUACUGGGAAAAUUUCUGCCGGCCUUCUGAGUACGUCAGCUAUUGCGAUAAUAUAGCAGAACGGCACUAUGCUCGCACCAGCAUCCCCUGCAAUGCGUAUGCCUCAAAGUUGCUCUUCAGCCCGAAUGACCCACUCUGGUUUAGCUUCAUUAAUGUACGUAUAAGCGGAUCUGAAUGUCCUUCCUUUGGCUGCACUGGUGAUACUGCCAUAAUCAAACCUGAAGGGGAGGAUACAGGCGACAGGCAAUUCAAAAUUCCACCCGAAACUCGGUCGACGCUGGACAAUCGCGCACUAUCAAAUCUCAACAAGCUCAGGGACAUGGAAAAUAUUUUUAAUUACGAAUUUUUUGUUGCGACUAAAACGGCGGAGGCUUUACUAGACAGGAUGAGUUGCUGGGGGGAAUUCAAGUGGGAGAUGCCUACAGUCACAGGCGCUCCGGUGUUGCAAGCCUCGCUCCCUGGGAAAGACUCGCCUUUUAUUCAGUCUCUUUUUCCACUUCUAGGUGUGGAACCCCUUCGUCCUUUGCCCAUACACAUGGGAACUUCCUCUAGAAAGUCUGCCCACGCCCGCAAGGUUGUAGCUCCACUGACAAAUACUCGAAGGGCCGAGUCGAAAUAUAGGAUCAAUGUCCACCAUUACAUCCAAAAGGCGUGGCAAAAUGCAGUGCACACAGAUGCGACGUUUAUUGUUUUUUCCUGUGGCAGACAGGAGAGAAUUGCCAUUCGACAUCGUCAAAGCCAGACUCUGUUUUUGUCGGAUUUGAUUGAUCCCACAAAAAUACCUGGUUAUCGAAAGAUACAUCUUGGCCUUACAAUCGCCGCCAUCAAGGAUCGAUUAGAAAGGUGGGAUCCCAUAGAAGUUGAAAACCGGCGUCCUUCAAAACGUAAAGACCCUCCAGGGUAUUUAAAUAUUUAUAACAGUAUGAAGGACAAGGCGACAAGAAGGAAGCGAAGGCGAUUAAAUCCCGAAUUGGGGCUUACUUCUGUGGAAAUGGAUAAAAAGGCAUUCGACGAUGAGCUAGCCAAGCGGGACUUGGUGCUUUUCUAUCUGAAUUACUCCUACAUGAGUUCACCAGCACCGUCUUCAUUUCGACGUAUGGAACCUUCAUGCGCAUCGCGUCCCUUCCAAAACCAUUCAUACCAUUUCAAACGCAAAGCGUCAUAUUCACCAGCAAAAUAUAUCUUGGCGACUACAUACCAGGAUGAUAUUGGGAGUGGAGCAGUAGGAUUGGUAUACAGAGUCACGGUCGAGAUUGAAAUAGAGGAUGGGUCAAAACAUCAGCGCACACUCAUUCUCAAGCUUGCUAUUGGCAACAAAAAGGAUCAAAUUAUUCAAGAAUACGAGAUCUACAAACGGUUGGCCGAAGCUAAUGCUACGUAUGGAAUUGUUGGCGUCCACGGCCUAUUUCACGAUAUGGAAACGGAUGCUUUGAUGAUGAUCAUGGAUGAUGGAGGGAUGUCGCUGAGAACUCGCGCCAUUGAAAAAAAAUUAAAGAUUCAUUAUGAUUGGGAUGAUUCAGUUGAGACGACGGAGAAAGAACGGGAUGCCUUUACCAAGGCUCUUAAAGGCAUCCACCAUGCGCACGUAAUCCAUCAAGACAUUAGGAUUGACAACUUGAUGAUUAAUGAUGCUGGCGAUGUUUUCAUAAUCGAUUUCGAUAAUGGUAGAUAUGACCCCCUCCAUGAGUCAUUCGAGUACGAAAGAGAUUUGGAAGAACUAUUGACUGCAAUUGGGUGGCUGGAUAGCGACGACGACACAAGUGAAUCAGAUGAAGAUGAAGAUGAAGAUGAAGAUGAAGAUGAAGAUGAAGAUGAAGAUGAAGAUGAAGAUGAAGAUGAAGAUGAAGAUGGGGGCGAGGAGCAUGGGGACCAAACGUAA
Molecule: messenger RNA, 2136 nt
Organism: Psilocybe cubensis
Lineage: Eukaryota; Fungi; Basidiomycota; Agaricomycetes; Agaricales; Agrocybaceae
Exons: 4
Coding region: 1-2136 (711 amino acids)
Biological process (GO): protein phosphorylation
Cellular component (GO): cytoplasm
Molecular function (GO): ATP binding; protein serine/threonine kinase activity
Source: RefSeq, a predicted model, not a curated record